CAGGUUGGGCCCCGCCCCUCCCCGGCUCGCCCCGCCCGCCCUCCCGAGGGCAGAGUCGGGAGGGGGGAGUGGUGCCGAGUCCCUGAGCCGCGCGGCUCUGCCACCCGCUGACGCACGGUCGAAAAGUUGCGCUCCAACCUUCUCCCUCCUCCUACUUUCUUCCUGGGGCCUGGCUGUUUGUGGAGUUGGAGCCGGGCGGGGAGGAGCCGGCUCCCCACACCGCCCGGUGCCCGGCGCGGGUGACGGCUCGGGGGCCCGCGUCCCCAGAACGGCGGCACAAACUUUCCCGGCUGUUUGGGGAUACUUGUCCGGAGAGUCCAGCACUUGGGGGGAGGAGGAGCCGGGUCCGCGGACAGAUCUUGGAAGCCUUCUUCUGGGAGUUUCCAGAAGUGCCCAGUGUUGGAGAAAUCUUUUCUGUCGCUCUGGUACAGUGGAGAGAGCAAAUACAGCUCAGCAGUAGGCUCCUGAAGAGAGCAAUCACAGUGGUUCCCUGGACCUUCGGUUCUCUCUCUUCUCUCUCGAAACCACGCUGCCCACCUCCUGCGGAGUGUUUUGUCUGGUUGACGACUUGCUAGGUGUUCUCAGGCUUCUCCCCUGGCUGAGCUGUGUGCAUUGUUACAGCAAUUAGAGAUCCUAGAAAAAUGACUGAGACCCUGGAGAGCCCAGGAUUCCUCCAACUACUUUUGGAGAAACAGUGAUCUAAACUGACGGAAGUUUUGGCAGAGCGUUAACUUUUCAUAUUCCCAGCGCUAUGACCCCCAUAAGGAAAGGUUUCAGAAGAUGACAGUGAAAUGUGAAGAAGUUACGUUUCUUAUGUGAUACUGGAAAGUUAGUGACUGCUUGCCAAAUUUUCCUGAAAAUUAAAUAUGACUUAGAAGCACUGAUUUAUGAAGACUUAUGAUGUCAUCAGUUACGACGGAAAACAAACUCCAGCAGGCCGUGAGCCUGCAGGGAGUAGACCCAGAAACAUGCCUGAUUGUAUUUAAAAACCACUGGGCACAGGUCGUGAAGAUCUUAGAGAAGCAUGACCCCUUGAAGAACACCCAGGCAAAAUAUGGGUCCAUCCCUCCAGAUGAGGCCAGUGCUGUACAGAAUUAUGUAGAACACAUGCUCUUCUUGCUGAUUGAAGAGCAAGCCAAGGAUGCUGCAAUGGGGCCAAUUCUGGAAUUUGUGGUCUCAGAGAACAUCAUGGAGAAGCUCUUUCUUUGGAGCCUGCGGAGGGAAUUUACUGAUGAGACUAAAAUCGAGCAGCUCAAGAUGUAUGAGAUGUUGGUCACCCAAUCCCACCAGCCUUUGCUACACCACAAGCCCAUCCUGAAGCCCCUGAUGAUGUUGCUGAGCUCUUGUUCGGGAACAACCACACCCGCUGUGGAGGGGAAGCUGGUUGUCCUGCUCAAUCAGCUUUGUUCCAUCCUUGCCAAAGAUCCCUCUAUCCUGGAACUCUUCUUCCACACUAGUGAGGACCAAGGGGCCGCCAACUUCCUCAUCUUCUCCCUUCUGAUUCCCUUCAUUCACCGAGAGGGGACAGUAGGUCAGCAGGCCCGGGAUGCUUUGCUGUUCAUCAUGUCCCUGUCUGCCGAGAACAGCAUGGUGGCCCAUCACAUUGUGGAGAACACCUACUUUUGUCCAGUACUUGCAACCGGGCUCAGUGGUCUCUACUCUUCCCUGCCUACCAAGCUGGAAGAGAAGGGUGAGGAGUGGCACUGCCUUCUGAAAGACGACUGGCUCCUGCUCCCUCCUCUCGUCCAGUUCAUGAACUCCCUGGAGUUCUGCAACGCCGUCAUCCAGGUGGCUCACCCCUUGAUUCGCAAUCAGCUUGUCAAUUAUAUUUACAAUGGAUUCUUGGUACCGGUCUUGGCUCCUGCGCUCCACAAGGUGACUGUGGAGGAGGUCAUGACCACAACUGCGUAUCUGGACCUUUUCCUGCGUAGUAUCUCCGAGCCAGCGCUACUCGAGAUCUUCCUCCGUUUUAUCCUUUUGCACCAGCAUGAGAAUGUCCACAUCCUAGAUACCCUCACAAGCCGAAUCAACACCCCAUUUCGGCUCUGUGUGGUGUCCCUGGCAUUAUUUAGAACUCUUAUCGGUUUACAUUGCGAAGAUGUGAUGUUACAACUAGUUCUAAGGUACCUGAUCCCUUGCAACCACAUGAUGCUGAGCCAGAGGUGGGCUGUGAAGGAGAGAGACUGCUACUCUGUGUCUGCGGCCAAGCUGCUCGCCCUGACCCCCGUCUGCUGCUCCAGCGGGAUCACCCUGACGCUUGGCAACCAGGAGAGGGAUUAUAUUCUCUGGUCGAAGUGGACGCACGAUAGUGCAGGGACUGCCGAGCAGCCACCGGCCGAGGCGUUCUCUCCAUCGGCCUGCAUCGUGGAGUACGGCAAAGCCCUGGACGUCAGCUAUCUGCAGUACCUGUGGGAGGCCCACGCCAACAUCCUCUGCUGCAUGAGGGACUGCCGAGCCUGGUCCGCCCUGUAUGACGGAGACUCUCCCGACCCUGAGACCUUUUGCCAGGGUCUGACAGAGGACAGUGCUCUCACCCCCACCUAUCCGGUGUUCCGGCUCCCGCAGCAGCUCCCCAGGAAGACCGGCCCCGCACUGGCUCCAAGAAAGGACAAGAGCCAGACGGAACUGGAGUGGGAUGAUAGCUACGACACGGGCAUCUCCUCGGGGGCAGACGUGGGUUCCCCUGGGCCUUUGGAUGAUCUGGAGAAUUCAGGCCCGCCGGCACCUGUCGAUCCCCCCAAACACAUCCAGGAGAUGAAGAAGAACGCCAUCCUGCUCUUCAAAGGGUCCUACAUCGAGGAGUCUGACUUUCAGGAUGAUGUGAUGGUGUACAGGCUAUGUGCCGAGAAGGACGCUGAGGACACGAGGGAUUCCCAGGAGGGGAGCGUGAGGCCCUCCAGCCCAGCCCAGACUGACGAUCGGGGGCCCCCCCUGAGCAACGGCCCCCUGUCCCGUGCUCAGUCAGAAACAGACUCAGAGGAGGAACAGAACAGGGACAGUUCAGACCCGUUUCAAAAGGUAUCCGAGGAAACAAAACAAGAAGACGAGCCUGAGACAGCCCUAGAAUCGAACUCCGAGUCAGCGCCUCCCCUCUCUGAGGCGGAACACAAUUCAGACCCAAUGGAGGUGAACCUGGGGGCUGACGAUUUCAUUGCCCAGUAUGACCAAAUCAUUAAGGAACUGGAUUCUGGCACCGAGGGCUCGAUAGAACAGAAGUUCCCCUCCCCUGAUCUCUUGACUCUCUCGAAAGAGCACGAGGGGAAGGAAGAAGAGAGCGAAGGAGAAAAGGAGGAAGCAGAAGAGGGGAAGAAGGCCCUGGAAGAGCAAGAGGAUGACUUUGAUUCUUUUAUAGCAGAAACCCCCACCACGGAUACCGUGCCAUCCCCGUUUGGGGCGAGAGAUGAGCCUGCCUUUGCCAGUCACCGUCCUGUGAGGACUCAGAGCACCCCAUUCACAGGCCCCUUCAUCAGCGUGGUUUUGUCGAAGCUGGAGAACAUGCUGGAGAACUCUCUCCACGUUAACUUGCUGCUCAUCGGGAUCAUCACGCAGCUGGCCAGCUACCCCCAGCCACUCCUGCGCUCCUUUCUGCUCAACACCAACAUGGUCUUCCAGCCGAGCGUGCGUUCUCUCUACCAGGUCCUCGCAUCGGUGAAAAACAAGAUCGAGCAGUUUGCUUCCGUGGAGAGAGACUUCCCAGGGCUCCUCAUACAAGCCCAGCAGUAUCUGCUCUUCCGAGUGGACAUGUCUGACUUGACCCCCGAGUCGCUAACCAAAGAUCCCAUUCAGGAUGCUUCCAGGACAGGAAUUGGCAAGAACCUUUUGGACGGUCCCCCGAGAGUGCUUCAGCCCUUCCUGACAAACAGAGCCAAGGUGGCUGGGGUGCCCCCAAGCCUGCCCCUGCCAGUGAGGAACACCAUGCUGGCCGCUGCCCUCUUCCCUGAGUUCCUCAAGGAACUGGCUGCCUUGGCUCAGGAACACUCCAUUCUGUGCUACAAGAUCCUGGGUGACUUUGAGGACUCCUGUUGUUAGCUUUUUUUUUUUUUAAUAGAGGUUCUUGUUUUUUAAGGUUUUAGUGUCUUGACUGAAUGUUAAAUGCAAAGCUGCUUACAGAAAUUUCUACUUUGAUAUUUCCUGACAAUACUUGAUUUGCGGGGAGGGCGAUUUUCUGUCUACCUCCUCUCUCUCUAGCCGGGUCUUUCCACCUUCUGUAGAAUGUCAGCCUCAUAAGCUGGUGGCUCCUUUGGCAGGUUUUCUUUCUUCCCCCUCAAGAUUUUC
This is a messenger RNA of Mustela erminea (ermine), 4275 nucleotides long. It is a transcript of the gene FHIP1A, whose product is annotated as family with sequence similarity 160 member A1. Bases 898 to 4029 code for a protein of 1043 amino acids. The transcript has 15 exons. Lineage: Eukaryota; Metazoa; Chordata; Mammalia; Carnivora; Mustelidae. The record is from RefSeq and is a predicted model, not a curated record.